UGAAAUAAAAUGAGGCGUGUUUUGGAGGAGUUGGGGACGCAAAUCCGACAGCUAGUUUGCGUUGUGGUUUGUUUCUGUAAAAUAAAAUAAUGCUGUAUUUCUUGUUCCAUUCCACCUCACCUCUUCUAAUUUCUUUUUAUUUAAUCUCCAUUCCUUUUCCUUUGAUUUUCUAUCAAUCUUCCAAAUAAUUUCUUCUCUUGUUGAAUUUCAUCACAAAAGCUUCCAUUUCAUGGCUUCGUAUUCUGAAGAAGAUGGAAAGCCUCUACCGAAGUUUGGGGAAUGGGAUGUAAAUGAUCCUUCUUCAGCUGAAGGAUUCACUGUUAUAUUCAACAAAGCCAGAGAUGAUAAGAAAGUUGCUUCUGCUUCGGGUCGAUUUCCUUCCCAACGAAGAAAUGACUCUCGCGCACGCAAGGAUAAUAAUAAUAAUAAUAAUAAAAAAUACAACAAAACUUCCUCCUCUACUAAGAAAAAGUGGUUUUGCUUUACCGUCUAGACAAGGAGGAUAUAAGUAACUGAUUCUAAUCGAUAAUACUCCGUUUUCAAAUAUAAAUGAAAAUCAAUCAAAGAAAAUAAAUAUACUUUAGUUUAUAUUAAUUAAUUUUUAUUUUUAUUUUAAAACGGAGGGAAUUAAUACGAAACAGCGUGCAGAUUGGAGAAACAAAGAAAGUAACAAAAUAGCUCAUCUUGUUGAAAUCUUCGACGUAGCUUCUAUAGGUGUUUCAUGCAUCAAGCUACUUAAUUUUAAUUCGCAACAUCCAAAACUUCAAUGUAAAUAUUAUACACUGAUUAAUCAAUGUCAACAUUUUAAUUUGCUGUUGCU
This is a messenger RNA of Cicer arietinum (chickpea), 820 nucleotides long. Its product is annotated as RPM1-interacting protein 4-like. Lineage: Eukaryota; Viridiplantae; Streptophyta; Magnoliopsida; Fabales; Fabaceae. The record is from RefSeq and is a predicted model, not a curated record. Gene Ontology annotation, cellular component: plasma membrane.